This is a messenger RNA of Symbiodinium pilosum, 3837 nucleotides long. The record is from the annotation of a GenBank genome assembly. NCBI's taxonomy places the organism in Eukaryota, Dinophyceae, Suessiales, Symbiodiniaceae.
AUGGGGCUGGCCCUGCGGCCCACCCUGAUCAGGGCUCGUGCAGCUGAUGAUGUUGUGCACACAACGUCGGAGCAUGAGAAGGACCUCGAGGCAUCCCUGAAGCCACCGGGCAGAAACCGGCCUGGAAUGGCGGAGAUCGCCUUUGACAGCGGCUCUUCUCAGUAUUGUCUGAUCUCGCACGAGGCGCUUCCGGACCAGUUGUUGGAAAGGAUUGUGCAGCCAGAGUGGGGGCUCCGGAGUCCCAACCUCAUCCUUUCCAUCAUGGGAGGUGCAGGAAACAUGAACUUGCCUCCGGAAAAGUUCGACAUAGAUGGCUUCUCACAGGGAUUGGUUGAGGCUGCCACGCGAACCUCUGCCUGGGUCAUCACGGGUGGUACUGCAAGUGGAGUCAUGGACAUUGUGGGCAAGGCCAUGCAGAGGCAUGACAAGCAGCGUCAGGUGCCAUGCCUUGGCAUCACUCCAUAUGGCGCACUGACUUGCAAAUGGCGCGACCUUGUCAACUCCGUCUAUGAUUCUGGAUGUCCUGCAGGGACAAAGGUGGAUGCUGCUGCCGCAAAGCCUGCAGAGGGGGCGGCCCCAGAAAUGGAUAAGAACAUUCCGUUGGCGGCUCUUCAGGACAACCACUCGCACUUCAUCAUUUGUGACAAUGGCGACGUGGGAAGCAAAGCCUUCGGCACCGAGAUCCAAUUCCGCACCAAGUUCGAAGAGUUCGUGACCCGGGGUGCAAGCGCUUGUGGUUUGCAAACUAGGGUUCCGCGAGUGAUGAUCCUGGUGAACGGAGGCAAGAUCUCUUUGAUAUCCCUCGUGCAGGCCAUCAAGACCGGCUGCCCUUUGGUGGUCUGUCAAGGAACUGGCCGCAUCGCAGAUGUCAUCUGCCGUAUUCUCGAAGAGCCCUGCCCGGAAGACACUGAUUCGGAAGCGGAGGAGGAAAAGGAGUCCAUGACUGAGGAGGAGCAGUUUAAGAAGACACUCGACCAGGCCCUGCAGGAGUUCAUGCCCAAAGACACUUUGACGCCGGAAGACGUGGCGAACUUCCAGUUAAUUGUCCAGAGUGAGAUGGUCGAGAUUUACACCAUUAACGACCGCUUUGAGGAUGUUGUGCUUCGUGCCGUGCUGGGCAAUGUCACCUCUGCCACGAAGUCCACGCAGAAGGUCGGUGUAUGGCAGCAGCUUUCCCUGGCAGUGCAGUGGGGCUGUGCGGGCUACUACGAUCGUUUGGGUCAGAGGCUGGUGCUGGAGAGGGGUGGCUCUGAACGAGGACCCGAAGCUGCGAUUCGGCUCAUCUUCAAGGAGCUUGUUGGUUUUGGCUCUCGAGAGGCCAGAACACCAAUAACCCUUGUUCGCAGCGUGCGCGAGAACGCAGGCGUCCUCGUAACUUGGCUUCUGCAGCACUACCUGAAGCAGAUGGAUCAGUUUGAGGUCAACGCUGAGACUUUGCCGCCUGAGAAGGAGGGAAAGCCUUGCAUUCACUGGAGUCGUCUGGGGUUCCAAGAGUCCUGGAAGUCCUUGGAGGGUCUUCUCCUUUGGUCCAUUGAAAAGGAAGCUCCAUCCUCUGUCUUGGAGACCAUCUGGUCGUACAUGGAGGACCCUGUCCACGCAGCUCUGGUGGCAGCAUCUGCUUGUCGAGAUACCGCGGAGAGGGAACACUUCUACACAUCGUACCAAGAUGGCCUGGCAAAGAAGGAGCUGGAUGAUGCAGCCGAUCGCUUCGAAAGGCUGGCAUGUCUUGUCCUUGAGGACCUCGCGCUGUCUGGAAAAGGGGUGGACUACCUCUUCCGCGAGUCCGCCAGGUGGCAGGGUCGUACCUGCUUCAAGAUUGCCCAUGAGCUAGGCUGCAAGACGUUCGUGUCGGCGACCUUCUACCGCCUGGCAGUAGACUUGUACUGGAUGACCCCGGUCCCUUUUCAGAUCAACAAGAAGCAGCUGGAUGCGCAGUUCCUUCGAUGGUGGCCGUUCCUCAGUCUGGCUUGGAACUUCAAGGCUGCAGGCUUCCCUCUCUGGGAAUUCCUGUCCAUACCUUCGAUACAGGCCUGGACUCACGGAGUCGCUCGAGGCUGCUUUGUUGGCCUCUACUCCUAUGCGGUGUUCUACAGGCUGCUGACCUUUGGUGGCGUGAGCUUCGUGGAGGCUGUGCUCUUCCUGUGGGGCCUUGGCUUGGGUAUGGUAGAGAUCAAGCAGCUGGAGUCCAGCGGCUUUCAGGCAUAUAUACACGACUUCUGGAACUUCUUGGACGCUCUGCACAUAACUGUGCUGCUUGGGUGUCUCGUUCUGGGCGUGUUGCUGUCUGACAAGAACGAGGAGAUGAACGAGGUGGAGCACCUCUUGGAGGUCACGCACGCAAUGAACCUGCUGCCUUGCUGGAUCAGGGUGCUGCAAAUACUGCAGCUCUCUGAAUACUUUGGAACUCUCCUCAUGACCAUCUUCGGGAUGGCAAAGGACGCAGUGAAGUUCUUCAUCCUGGUCGUCAUCUUCUGCUUUGGGUUUAGCUGUGCCAUCACCCCUAUCCUCUUCACACAGAGUGGGGAGCGUGAUGAGCAGGGCCUCACGUGGGCAUUCUGGACUAUCGUUGGUAACCUGGACGAGAAAGCUGUGAACAAGCUUGACACCUUGACACCAGUAACGAGGUUGAUUGCAAAUAUCCUGGUCUAUACCUUGGCCUUGGUUUGCAAUGUGCUCCUCGUGAACUUGCUCAUAGCGGUCAUGAAUAGCACCUAUGAGCAAAAUCAGGCUGUGUCACAGACAUCCUGGGCGUUCUUUCGCGUUGAGGCCGUGCUGGAGUUUGACCACGAGUCGAUCCUACCACCACCUCUGAACCUCCUGGAGCCGUUCAUAAAUCCGCCAUCGAACUCAGACAAGGACCAGGCCCCUCUUGGGCGGAGACGGUCCGAGCAGCGCAUGCACGCCGAGAUGUCCGUGACGCGGCGCGAUCUCAAGGAUGCGCAGCAGCGGGCUUUCCGUGCCAUCAACCUGGAGGAAGACAUGGGUGAGUCGGCGUCGCUGCGUGCUGAGCUCGCAGAACUGAGGAUCAGGAACCAAGAACUGGCACAGCGGAAUAGGGAUCUGGAAGGGCUGGCAGCAAGCUACUUGCUUGAGCGCGUGGCGCCGCCUGCCGAGAUCCAAAUUCCGGUGCCAGCAUCUCCAAAUGCAGGACUGCGUCGGAAUCGACGCCUAGCGACCAUGACUUCGGCGGGCAUGACUGUUGCUGCAGCCUCGGGUAUACGCACAAUUGCCCUGACAUGGAAGCCUUUGUCAGACGGCUUGCUGCUUCUUACCUGGCCCAGCGGCUUUCGCACGGUUCAGAUUUCAAAGCUUGCCGAAGAUGCAAGGUCCGAACUUGAUGCACGCUUGGCGCGGAAACAAAGAAAGCUGGAGAUGCAGUUCUCUUUCACCACCUUGCGGGGCGGUCGAGGGCGGCUGAGGAGGCUUCCGGGUCCAGAGGCCUAUCCGGCAUGCGAUCGGCUAAUGCAAGCCAGUCAAGCAAGCUUCGGCCUGUCGAGGGAUCCUGUUUGCGACCGGAAGCUGGUUCAGGUGAUGGUUAGGCAGUACUGGCCUGGCCAGGGCUUGAAGCUGCACGUCGAUAGCAAGUUGAUGUUCGAGGAGCCCGUGCUAGCAGUGGUCCUUCAUGCUGGAGGUCCACUGGAUGGCUUGGUGCUGCAGCACAUGGAGAAGCCUGAACUCAAGGUGCCCGUGUCGGAGAGUCUAGGCCUGGCUAUGUGCUUCCAGGGACCCGCUCGCUACCAAUGGGGCCACCAGGUUCCGCCAGUCUCGGAGAGACGUGUCUCAAUUACUUGGCGUUGGUUCAAGCAGAGCUACCUUGACAGCUUCGAUCGCAGUUGA